Molecule: messenger RNA, 1823 nt
Organism: Centropristis striata (black sea bass)
Lineage: Eukaryota; Metazoa; Chordata; Actinopteri; Perciformes; Serranidae
Product: SH2 domain-containing adapter protein E-like
Exons: 6
Coding region: 444-1823 (459 amino acids)
Molecular function (GO): phosphotyrosine residue binding
Source: RefSeq, a predicted model, not a curated record
GGUUGUAAAGGACCAGAUAAGCCACUCUGGGAAUGGGACCACAAAUCAGAAGCAAGAAGAACUUUGCCUUCUUUCGGGUUUUCCCACUCCGAAGACAUCUUUUCAUCCAAAGGGAAUAAAAACUUUUUUUCCUCCAAGCAGGUGUAAGAAAAUCACAAAUGGGAUAAAAUACUUCUUUCUUUUGCCAAAUAGGCAUAGCCCUUAACUUCCUUUUAAAAAAGUUGGAUGCUUGAGAAUAGAGCUUUUUUAAAAGCAUUUAUGACAUGCUUUUAAGUGAGGUGUGGAGCUCCUGCAGUCUCUGCUCUCUCCUAGAAUAAAGCAGCGGAAGUCUUUUGUUAGAAAGGCUGUGAUUUCUAAAGGUGCGUCUCUGGGGCCCUGUGGUGUAUGGCGCUAAAAGGUGUCGAAGCAGGCAGAGAGGUUUAUUGGUUUCCAUCUGAGUUACAAUGGCAAAGUGGUUCAAGGAGUUCCCCAUCAAUCUGAAGAACGGUACCGACAGGAUCCGCUCAGCCUCCGAGUCAGGCUCACAGCCCAGAGCCAGUAAAGUCGGGCUGGUGGCCAGCAUCGGUACCAAAACAACCGGCUCCAAAAACCGCAAAAACUCCUCUGGUGACAGCCCAGGCGGAGGUGGAGGAGUUGGGUCCCUGCUGUCCGGGAGGAACCGAAAAAACUCGGCUAUAGAGUUGAGUAAAAACGGUGUCAGCAGCUCCCAGAAAGAUGGGAAAGUUUGGGACAACCUGCUGUCUGGGGGGAAAAGUCGCAAGAACUCCAAAGCCGAGCCAGUGUUUGAGGAGCAGCACAGACCGCUGAAGAGCUCUCCAUCCGCCAACGCUUACAUCAGCAGACUGAUCCGAGUGGACAAACAGGACAAAAGCCCAAACUUCAACAGCAGCUCCAUCAGCAGCACCAACCAAGUGGUACCUGAAGCAGAGAAACCAGCCCAAUGCAAGACAGAGACGGUGAUCAUCCUUGAGGACUAUGCCGACCCCUUUGAUGCUCAGAAGACCAGAGAGCAGAGGGAGGCGGAGCGGCUCGGGGAGAACGAUGGUUACAUGGAGCCGUAUGACGCGCAGCAGAUGAUCACUGAGAUCAGACGUCGGGGGUCCAAGGACCUGCUGAAGGUGUGUGUGCUGAUGGAGGCGGGCGAGGGAGCGGUGGAGGAGGGUCAGCCGGCGCCCGUACAGAUAUAUGACGUCCCAUAUGAGGGAAGCGCUGAUGUAGAGAAGACGGCGGUCACAAGGCCUGAGCUGGAUCCCCGACCCUCCACUGAGUACGAGCUGCCUUGGGAGUGGAAGAAGGAGCAUAUCGUCAGAACUCUGUCAGCACAGUUUGACAGCCCUGAACGCCAAGCCAAGGAUGAGACGCUUCACCCCACACUCACCAGGCAGCAGCAUCAGCAUCUGAGGCAGAAAAGCUGGACCCAGAAGAUCCUGCGGUCCUCUCCUCCAACCCUGUCCCCGUCCUCCGCCCCGGAGACUGACAGCUGCUGCGUUGACCCCUCCCUGCCCCUGGAGAAACAGAGCUGGUACCAUGGCUGUGUGACUCGUCAGGAGGCGGAGUUUCAGCUGCAGUCCUGCAGAGAGGCCAGCUUCCUGGUCAGGAACAGCGAGUCGGACAACAGCAAGUACUCCAUCGCCCUCAAGACAAGUCAAGGCUGCGUUCACAUCAUUGUUGCCCAGACCAAAGAAAACGGCUACACCCUGGACCAGAGCAGCUGCGUGUUCCCCAGCAUCCCAGAGGUGGUGCACCACUACUGCACCCAGCGUCUGCCUUUCAAUGGCGCCGAGCACAUGACCCUGCUGCACCCCGUGCCUCGCAUCCACUGA